Soboliphyme baturini is the source of this 246-nucleotide messenger RNA. The record is from the annotation of a GenBank genome assembly. Lineage: Eukaryota; Metazoa; Nematoda; Enoplea; Dioctophymatida; Soboliphymatidae.
ACGUGAACGAAUGCCUUGUGGACAAUGGUGGCUGUCAUCACGACUGCAGUAACACGAUCGGCACCUAUUACUGUCGCUGCUGGCCCGGUUUUCAGCUGGCCAGUAACGGAAAGACAUGCAUUGACGUCGACGAAUGUGACACUCAGAAUGGAGGCUGCGAACACCGCUGCGUAAAUUACGAGGGAGGAUUCCGCUGCGAAUGCCCCGCCAACAGUCAGCUGCACUUCGACGGCCGCCGAUGCAUAA